AUGAUCGCUGCUGCAUCUGUUUCUUCGCAUCAACACGCGCGCACACAACGCGCUCGACCCAUCAUCGAUAAGAAGCUUCGUGCCAUCGAUAUCUCUCAACAACAAUUACAUACCCUUCCUGGGGCGGUGAUCGAGAAGCGUCUCUCAUUGGAGCACCUGAUCGCCGAUGGGAACAAUUUGAACGAGAACGCGUUGCACAUUCCACGUUUUCCAAGGCUGAAAACGUUGUCGUUGAACGCGAAUAAGAUCCGAGACGUCUCCCUCCUCCUUGAACAUUUACAAGAGGCCUGCCCGAAUCUCGAGUUCUUGUCACUGAUCGGGAAUCCCGGUUGGCCGCACCCAAUACACUCUCAAGGAAACGACUUGGGACCGUAUAAAAAGCACAGACAUCUCACCGCUCGCGCACUUCCGCGUCUUAAAUUCUUGGACUCCGCUGAGGUUCGUCGAAAAGCCUCAUCUCGCUCCUCGCAAUCGUCGUUGUCCAGUUGUGCCACCCCAUCGCCACCGUCAACACCAGAAGUGACCCCACCACCUUCCCCUCUGCCCGACCCAAUCCACAAACCGUCUCUCCAUUUCAACUCUCGUCGCUGCUCAGAGCAAUCGAUCGUGCAAAGUUUCGAGACGGAAUCAUUAGAAAAUUCGGACCUCCCGUAUCUCAUUAAUCAACUUGAGAAUUUU
Molecule: messenger RNA, 678 nt
Organism: Mesorhabditis belari
Lineage: Eukaryota; Metazoa; Nematoda; Chromadorea; Rhabditida; Rhabditidae
Source: the annotation of a GenBank genome assembly